Messenger RNA from Adineta steineri, 366 nucleotides. NCBI's taxonomy places the organism in Eukaryota, Metazoa, Rotifera, Eurotatoria, Adinetida, Adinetidae. The record is from the annotation of a GenBank genome assembly.
AUGAAAGCUAAUAAUCGAUCACAUGUUAAUUUUGAUCCAUCAAUUCGUUAUACAAUGUGGAGUAUAUUUAUUGGUGUAAUAUUUUCAAGUAAAGCUCAAUAUACUUAUAUUCAAACUCAAGCACAAAGAUAUAUGUCUGUCAAAGAUACAACAUCUGCAGAAAAAGUUGCAUGGACAAAUUAUGUUAUGUUGAUGUAUCCAUUAUUUGUAAUUGAAACAUUCAGAAGAUUUUCUGGAUAUGCAGGUCUUUCUAUUGCAUGUAUCUUAAGUGCAACAUUAAGUACAUUGUCAAGUGGAGCUAAUAGUAUAGUAACAGUUAUUAUUACAGAUAUUUCUAAACAAUUAACAAAAAAACAUUCAAUGUGA